Molecule: messenger RNA, 2211 nt
Organism: Parastagonospora nodorum SN15
Lineage: Eukaryota; Fungi; Ascomycota; Dothideomycetes; Pleosporales; Phaeosphaeriaceae
Exons: 2
Coding region: 1-2211 (736 amino acids)
Molecular function (GO): extracellular matrix structural constituent
Source: RefSeq, a predicted model, not a curated record
AUGACCGACGCAUCCUGUCGAACCUUCUGUCAAACCACCGCGGCCGGCGCGCCGUACACCUACUUUGGUAUUCAGAACGGUCAGACAUGUCGCUGCGGUAACACGAGUCCCAGGGUACCAACUAUCCCUGGCUCAAUUCCGGCUACACCAAACGAGAGCCUGUGCAACAUCCCCAACUCAGGCGACUCAACACAAGCCGGUGGUGGUCCCAACGCUGUCAACGUUUGGCUUGUGGCUCCAACACCAAACAAUGUACCAAGCAGCAGCCAGCCAGCCGUUGGCUCACCUACCAUCAGUCUCCCAGUCGGCCAGUCUUCUAUCACAGGCUUGGCGACUGCCAGCGGCCCACAAACUAUUGGAACCCUCCCUGGCGCUAUUUCAUCCGUCAGCGCCCCUAUCAGUGGUGUUUCAUCCGGAGGAGUUCCGCCCGUUAGCACUCCUAUCGGUGGUGUACCAUCUGGCGCUAUCCCAUCCGUCAGAGUCCCCAUCGGCGGUGCUUCAUCUGGCGCUAUCCCAUCCGUCAGCGUCCCCAUCGGCGGUGCUUCAUCUGGCGCUAUCCCAUCCGUCAGCGUCCCCAUCGGCGGUGCUUCAUCUGGCGCUAUCCCAUCCGUCAGCGUCCCCAUCGGCGGUGCUUCAUCUGGCGCUAUCCCAUCCGUCAGCGUCCCCAUCGGCGGUGCUUCAUCUGGCGCUAUCCCAUCCGUCAGCGCCCCUAUCGGCGGUACACCUUCUGAUACCAUCCCAUCCAUUGGUGCUCCCAUCAGCGGUCCAUCUUCCGGACCUAUCAUUGCACCCAGCAGUCUUCCAAAUGCCGGGGGCGUCAGCUCCCAGACCCCUCAAGUCAGUGGAGGUGCCUCUUCCGUGCCCUCCAAUGCCGGCCAGUCUACAGGCUUGCCUUCGCCGAGCAUCCCAUCCGCUGCUCCAAGCUCGCCCACCAGCUCGCCUAUCUUCGGCUCUGGAAUUCCUACCCCAAUUGGUAGCCCUCUGCCUGCAGGCACGCCUGCCACCAAUCCUCAAACCCUCAUCUCAGACAACGACCCCGAAGGAACCCUUCUUGGUUGUGUCUCAACCACUGGCAAAGACGGCCAAUCCCUUUUCAAAGGACCAUCUGCCUACAACUCUACCUUCACGCAAAUCACCUGUCGCAGGUUCUGUAUCGAUGCGAUUGGGGGUCCCUACCGCAUCUACGCCCUUGAGCAGGGUAACCUUUGCCGCUGCUCAGCCGAAAUCGACUCGAACAAUGUCGUUACCGAUCCUUAUGGCUGCAACGUUCCUUCCGCUGGUAAUCCCAAUGAAGUCGGAGGUGGUCGCGGUCGGGCCAUUGUUUUCACGAACGAUGACUUCGCUCCGCCGGAUUCCCACUUCAAAUUCCCUCGCACGCGCGGAAUUCCCGUCGCGUCCCUUACUCUUAUCAGAAGCCUCUACUACCUACCAUCCAUCAUGCCAACGACCUUCUUCGAUCUCCCCCGUGAGAUACGCGACGAAAUCUACGAUUGGCUGUGGCUCGAUACUCCAAUCAUCGACCUACAGGACCACGAUGACAUUAGGCAAGGCAUCUGGUACAGCACCACUGAGACGUUCCCGCCCACCAUUGUCUACAAUAAAAAGUUCGCGAAAAUGCCAACGUGGCCCAAGACGAGCAGGUUGAUCCAGUCUGAGAGCUCCGAUGCUCUGAUUCGCCGCGGUAGUCUUUGUGUUUCUCCCUUUCCGUUUAUGUGGUGGGGACGCGCAUCUGACUUCCAGCACUCCGACGUCCUACACAAUGUCCUGGCCGGAGCUCUUCUCUCACGCGUCCAAGCCAUUGAGCUCAAUUUGCCGCUAAUAAACCUUCGUCGCCAUUACGGUGACAACCUCCAUGUAGCUUGCAAGAAAUGCUGUAUGGAAGUCCUAGUGCGAUACCUUGGCGGGGCAAAGAGCCUUCGCAGCCUCAAGAUUUCGCUGGAGAGUGGCCCCAAUGUCUUCUGGGCAGAAAACAUCUGCAUCAACCUUGGCGGGUUGAAAGAUUUCUGGGAUGCUACAGUCGACUUGGACAGGUUCGAGAUUUCUGUGGAGGGACGAUUCGGAUUGUGGGAGGGCGCUACGACCUUCAAUCAGUCGCUGUGCCGAUACUACGAUAGACUGGUACGCGAUAUUCCCACGCUCGAAUUUCAUAUAGCGCAGAAGCAAGACAUGCUCUGUAAUGAAGUCGAGUGCAGCUUCAUCUACAAGAAGUGA